Messenger RNA from Toxorhynchites rutilus septentrionalis, 1386 nucleotides. RefSeq lists its product as uncharacterized. The record is from RefSeq and is a predicted model, not a curated record. Gene Ontology annotation, molecular function: zinc ion binding; nucleic acid binding. The transcript has a single exon. Lineage: Eukaryota; Metazoa; Arthropoda; Insecta; Diptera; Culicidae. Bases 1 to 1386 code for a protein of 461 amino acids.
AUGGAACCAGUAAAUUCAGGCUUACCGAGGUUUGAUCCGAGCGACACCUCCACCGUUUCAAACCGAUGGAAGAAGUGGAAGCGGUGUUUUGAGAUAUUCUUGGAGGUAAACAAUGUUACCAUAGCAGAGCGGAAACGUUCAUAUUUACUACACUACGCCGGCAGCGACGUGCAAGAUAUUUAUUUCAAUCUGAAAGGAGAAGAUGAGAUACAUGUUCCGAACGGGUCGGAUAUUUACAAAGAAGCAAUUAAACUACUGGACGAUUACUUUUUGCCGCUGAAAUGUUUACCAAGAGAGCGACAUAUUUUUAGAAAUCUGGAACAAGCGGCGGAUGAAUCAAUCGAGAAAUUUGUACUACGCUUACGUGAACAAGGAAAUUUGUGCGAGUAUGGAGAGUGGCUAGAAGAAAACAUCAAGGAGCAAAUUUUCGAGCGAGGACACUCUGACGAAUUGAGAGCCAAGAUUUUAACGAAAGGUAACAUGACGCUUGCACAGACAGUAGAGAUGGGUCGUUCACUUGAGACCAUCGCUAAGCAUCGACGAAAUCUACAGAAGCAUGAAGAGGUAAAUCGCAUUUCUAGCUCGAGGGAAUGUUAUCGGUGUGGCCGCCAGGGCCAUUACGCAAACGACGAAGAUUGUCCGGCACGUGACAAGAAGUGUGAAAAAUGUAAUCUACUGGGACAUUUUAAACGAUGUUGCAAAACUAAGCCGAAAAAUUCACGCAAGAACAAAGAAGGUGGAAAGAAAAAAGUACGUCAAAUCGUGAGCGAUAAUUCAGACACUGAGGAAGAGGAAUGUCGAGAUUCAACAUCUGAAGAUGGAAAUAACGUCAACUUUGUGUUUGCAACCAAUCCGGACCAAAAUGAAAUGGUUAAAUGUAAGAUCGGAGGAGUAAAAUUGAAUUGGACGAUCGAUUCCGGAGCAGGAGUUAACGUUAUUAGCAGUGAAACAUGGAAGUACCUGAAGGAUCAUGAAGUGAAGGUUCAUUACCAUACCGGUCAUGUUUCGAAAACAUUAUUAGCUUACGGGAAUAAUAAACUAUCGGUAAAAGGGAUGUUUGUUGCAGAAAUUGCCACCAAGAAGUCAUCGAUAAGAGGCAAGGUGUAUGUCGUCCGCGAAGGCGGCAAUAACUUACUGGGACGGAAGACUGCAAUGGAACUGGGUAUCCUUAAAAUAGACACAUCUAUUUGUGCGGUUCAGUCGAGUGAAGAAAAGAUCGGGAAGGUGAAGGAUGUCCUCGUCACCGUGCAGGUGGACCCAACAGUCAAACCAGUUCAACACACACAAAGUCGUGUUCCGAUUCCUCUGCAACCGAAAGUUGAGAGAGAAAUAGAGAAGUUAUUGAAGCAGGAUAUAAUUGAACCAGCGCCACGAGAUUCGCCGUAG